UCAGAUAGUCAGUUAACAUGGAGCAGCACCAGCAGGUGGAGAGGUUGCGGGUGAGAUUGGUGCCCGCUGGAACGGCGGAGGAACGUGCCAGGAACAUCAUUGCAAAUGUGGUUCUGGAGGAUGGCCUGGUGCCCUUUAUUGAUGAGCAUGCAGCAGAAAAGGUGAACCUAAUAACCCAGGAAGCAGCUGCUCCAGUAUCCAGCUCCAGCCAGCAGCCACGCCUCCGAUACUAUGCCGUAGGACCCUCCACCUACAAACUACUGUGUCCACUCUGCCGGGAGAGGAGUGAAGCUGCUGUGAUGAGAGCAGCUAGCUGCAAGGAUGCCAGUUUCUGUCUUAGUUUGCUUUCCUGCAUCUUUCCGCUAUUUUGGAUCUGCUGUGUGUGCACCUGGUGUGGAUGCAACCGGGAAUGGACCACCAAGGGCGUUUAUUGCAGCUCGUGUGGCGGCAAAGUGGGAAUCCAGCGCAAGGCCAAAUAGGCUAUUAAACGGACCAAUUAACAUGAUAUUAAUGCCAAAUAUUUCUCCAUUCUAUAAUUCUAUUACGCAUCUAACUCAAUUAAAGACGCACAGUAAAUCAA
This is a messenger RNA of Drosophila eugracilis, 580 nucleotides long. RefSeq lists its product as uncharacterized. The record is from RefSeq and is a predicted model, not a curated record. The transcript has 2 exons. NCBI's taxonomy places the organism in Eukaryota, Metazoa, Arthropoda, Insecta, Diptera, Drosophilidae. The coding region runs from base 18 to 479 and encodes 153 amino acids.